CUUCACUGAAUGUAUAAGAAACUGUUUUGACAUUUUUGACAUCUGUCGAAAAAAUCCAAACAAUGGUCAAUAUCUAUAUGAUAUACCUGUACUCGAUGCACUUCAUGGUCGUCUAGCAAGCUCAUAUACUACAAGCGUUAUUACAAGACUGAAUAAACAUUUAAAUUGCGUACAACUCAUGAAUAUUAUAUCGUAAAGAUGUCAGGCUACAUUUGACUAGAAGUGUUAGAAGAAACAUCUUUGUGGUUUUCAAGGGAUUUUUCUUGGAAUAUAAAACACAAACGCGACCACCUAUAAAUAUGUCUAAUAUUGCAAAUCUCACAACAAAUAGUAUUAUAAACAGAUCAUCAAUCUUUGAAUAUUCGACGCCUCUUCUUCCUGUUGCCCAUGAAUUAUUUCAUUUACUCCUACACCCUCCAAGACUUUUAUCUAAUAAAAGGGAUAGUAAUAGUAGCUGAUGAAUACAGGACGUCAAGAAUUUGCAGCCAUUGUAAAAACGAUUUAGAGGAUAUUGCUGUUCCUGAAAGAGGAUUUGACUGCAAUCAUAGGUAUGCAAAAAAAAGAUGAUUAGGCAGA
Rhizopus microsporus ATCC 52813 is the source of this 576-nucleotide messenger RNA. RefSeq lists its product as uncharacterized. NCBI's taxonomy places the organism in Eukaryota, Fungi, Mucoromycota, Mucoromycetes, Mucorales, Rhizopodaceae. The record is from RefSeq and is a predicted model, not a curated record. Bases 300 to 458 code for a protein of 52 amino acids. The transcript is spliced from 6 exons.